Messenger RNA from Abrus precatorius (Indian licorice), 1744 nucleotides. Its product is annotated as peptide chain release factor PrfB1, chloroplastic. The transcript has 7 exons. The record is from RefSeq and is a predicted model, not a curated record. Gene Ontology annotation, biological process: translational termination. Gene Ontology annotation, cellular component: cytoplasm. Lineage: Eukaryota; Viridiplantae; Streptophyta; Magnoliopsida; Fabales; Fabaceae. Gene Ontology annotation, molecular function: translation release factor activity, codon specific. The coding region runs from base 95 to 1474 and encodes 459 amino acids.
AGAAAUACCCCUAGCCUCUGGUGAGUAGAGUUCUUAUCUUGUCUCUUCACCAUUCUUGAAGUGCAGCACAGAGAUAAAAUCCAAACUAGAAGCCAUGGAGGUUGUUUCGCAGCCUCUGUGCACCAUUCUAACCGCCAAAACCUUCACGCGUGAACGACCACUUCUCAUUUCGCAAUUCGUCAACCGGAAACCUUCUUCAACACACUUCCCCUUCUUAUCUUUCCGCACCACCACUCUCUCGCGUUUUUCUCCAUCAACUGUAGUUUUGUCUGCGACGCCGGAGAACCAAUUGAGCGUUGAGGAAAAGGAGGACACUGACACAGGGGAUUUCGCACUUCAAGAUUUUUAUUCACUGAGGAGGGAUGUUGAAAUUAUGUCACAGCGUGUUGACGAGAUUAGAGAAUCUUCUGGUCUACAGCUGUUGGAGCAAGAACUUGCCAAUUUGGAGGAGCAAGCAGCUGAUAACUCCUUUUGGGACAAUCGAGCCAAAGCUCAACAGACUCUUUCGACCUUGGCCGAUGUCAAAGACAAGAUAAAAUUACUCAAUGAGUUCAAAACCCAGGUUGAGGAUGCAGAAACAAUAGUCAAGUUGACUGAGGAAAUGGAAUCUAUUGAUAGAGGGCUUUUUGAGGAGGCUGCUAGUCUUAUCAAAGAACUAAAUAAAUCGAUAGAUCGAUUUGAGCUGACUCAACUUCUUUCUGGUCCUUACGAUAAAGAAGGUGCUGUUAUCUUUAUUACAGCCGGUGCUGGAGGUACUGAUGCCCAGGAUUGGGCAGACAUGCUUCUCAGAAUGUACACGAGAUGGGGUGAGAAACAGAGAUACAAGACCAGAGUAGUUGAGAAAUCCCCUGGGGAAGAAGCUGGAAUUAAAUCCGCCACCAUUGAAGUUGAAGGUCGUUAUGCAUAUGGGUAUUUGUCUGGGGAGAAAGGAACACAUCGCAUUGUUAGGCAAUCCCCGUUUAAUGCAAAAGGUCUUCGUCAGACAAGCUUUUCUGGUGUUGAGGUCAUGCCUCUUCUUCCAGAGGAAUCUAUGGAUGUUGAAAUUCCUGAGGAGGACCUAGAAAUUAGUUUUUCAAGAGCAGGUGGAAAAGGAGGUCAGAAUGUGAACAAGGUAGAAACUGCAGUUCGGAUUACACACAUCCCAACUGGUGUCACUGUUCGCUGCACAGAGGAGAGAUCCCAACUGGCAAAUAAGAUCAAAGCUUUGAGCCGUUUGAAAGCCAAGUUGUUGGUUAUAGCUGAAGAGCAACGGGCAUCAGAAAUUAAGCAGAUUCGGGGGGACGCAGUCAAGGCUGAAUGGGGGCAACAAAUACGGAACUAUGUAUUCCAUCCGUACAAACUAGUAAAAGAUGUAAGAACAGCUUAUGAAACGACAGAUAUCACCUCUGUAAUGGAUGGCGAAUUGGACCCUUUCAUCAAAUCUUACCUCAGACACAAAUACAGUAUGACACUGUCUACAAGUGGGAUUCACUAAUUAUAUCUUCUGUUGUAGUCACGGAUCGUUGUCCUGCACAAGGAGUUCUAGUUUGGUUGUUGUAUUUGUAGGCCAUUGUAAUUGAAUAAACAAUCUGUUGCUUUGCAAGUCUUUUCCGUUGAUAAUUUUAAUUGUUUCCUUUUACUGCAUAAAUUAUUGAUGUCAUCUUAACUGGGUAUUGUAUAUAAUAGAAAGAUUAUGCGGCUUAGGCACUGGAAAUAUCAAGUUUGAUGCACUUAUCAAUAGCUUUUGCCUGCGACAUAUAGAAAA